AUUAACAUCAUUUUGGUAAAAAUUUCCUAAUCCCCUUCAUCUCAUAUUGUUGGUCGCCAUUUUCAUUAAUUCUCCAAGCGGCAUUUCCAGUAACCUCUGUUUGCACAAUCAUUCCCCUUUUCUCUCCCUUCCUUUCGGCAAAUUAGAGUAAACCGCCAGAAAAAUGGAUCCACUACUUCCGAUCGUACUUCUAUCUACAAUUCUUGGAGCCAUCAUCAUGUUUCUCGUUUUCGGCAAUUACUUCCGAAAGCAGAAAUCUGAAGUUGAAGCACUUGCUAAAGCUGAGCCUCUUGAUGGUGUGAACCCCAAGAAGUCAUCGAAACCUAAUCCUGCUUCGAAGAAGUCGCAAUUUAAGCACCGUACUCAUGCCGCUGAAAAGGAGCAAAAUAAGAAGCAUCAUCCGUUGGAUAUUAAUACAUUGAAAGGUCACGGUGAUUCAGUUGGUGGUUUGUGUUUCUCAUCAGACGGAAAAAAUUUAGCUACAGCUUGCAUGGAUGGUGUUGUCCGUGUUUUCAGGCUGGAAGAUAUUUCUAGUAAGAGCUUCAAGUUCUUGCGUAUUAAUAUGCCAGCUGGAAACCAACCAGUAGCUGUUGCAUUUUUAGAGGAUGAUUCAUCAGUUGUAGUGGCUAGCCAAGCUCUUUCAGGUGCCUCGCUUCAUAUGUAUGCAGAGGAGAAGGGAAAAUCUUCUGGUGGAGGUAAACAGCAAGACAAGCUUCCUCUUCCUGAAAUUAAAUGGGAACAUAACAAAGUCCAUGACAAGCAUGGAAUAUUGAACCUCUUUGGGACUACUGCAAGCUAUGGAAGUGCUGACGGGAGCGCUGUCAUAGCUUCCUGUUCAGAAGCCACUGAAAUUAAGCUUUGGCAUGGGAAAACCGGAAGGCUAUUAGGCACUGUUGAUACUAACCAACUGAAAAACCACAUGGCUGUCAUAUCUCCAAAUGGACGUUUUUUGGCUGCUGCAGCAUUUACAGCUGAUGUGAAGAUAUGGGAGAUCAUUUACUUGAAGGAUGGUUCUGUUAAGGAGAUAAAUAAGGCCAUGCAGCUCAAGGGACACAAGAGUGCAGUAACUUGUUUAUGCUUUACUCCAAACUCAGAUCAAGUGAUAACAGCAUCCAAGGAUGGCACCCUUAAAGUAUGGAAUAUCAAUGUUCGUUAUCACAUGGAUGAGGAUCCUAAGAUUUUGAGAGGAUUUCCAAUUCCUCUUCAAGAUUCAAAAGGUGCAAUUUUACAUUAUGAUCAUCUUAGUUUGUCUCCUGAUGGAAAGAUACUUGCUGCUACUCAUGGUUCCACUUUGCAAUGGCUGUGUAUCGAGACUGGAAAGAUUUUGGAUACGGCUGAAAAGGCUCAUGACGGUAAUAUUACAUGGAUUACAUGGGCACCCAAAACCCUUUCUGUUGUGAACUCAGAAUCCUUCAUCUUGGGAACGUCUGGAGUUGACAAGAAAGUUAAGUUAUGGCUGGCUCCUCCAAUUCAUUCAUGAUGAAGAACAAAGUCACGUUAUACAGUGCUAAUGGCUGGAAAAGCAUUUCGGUCGUGGCUUUCCUCAGAUCAUGCUGGAAGUUCUGCAAUUUUGUAGUCGCUUGUUGCGCUGCUUGUUCAUCAACGCUAACUUCUCUAUGUUGUGUAACUUCAUAUUCUCCCUUUAGCUAAAUUAUGAAAGAUCGAGUGAUAUGGACCAGAAUAUCAGAGAAUUAGCUUUUAUGGGUUAAUGAUAACUUUCAAAAUAGUUUCACAUACUAGAAAUUGGAAAUGUCUGAAAUUUACAGGGAUCUCACUCAAGAUUUAGGAUACUCUAAAGAGUAAAUUGAGUUUUGGUUAUGGACAUUGUGCUUCACUGUAUGGAACUUUUGAAUUAAACAAGUCUUUUAGUAGAAAAAUUAAAAUACAAGAUUAAGUUAGAAAUUAAUUUUUAAAAUAAGCAUUUUUUUUGUCAGAGCAUAUUGUUAGGGAUUUUUUGAUGCUACUAACAAGGAACAAGAUACAAGCUAAUCAAAAUAGUCAACAUCUUCUUUGCUCUUUACUAACAUCGAACAAAG
This is a messenger RNA of Amaranthus tricolor (Joseph's coat), 2036 nucleotides long. RefSeq lists its product as uncharacterized. The transcript is spliced from 10 exons. Gene Ontology annotation, molecular function: protein binding. The record is from RefSeq and is a predicted model, not a curated record. The coding region runs from base 164 to 1480 and encodes 438 amino acids. NCBI's taxonomy places the organism in Eukaryota, Viridiplantae, Streptophyta, Magnoliopsida, Caryophyllales, Amaranthaceae.